Messenger RNA from Xenopus tropicalis (tropical clawed frog), 1989 nucleotides. It is a transcript of the gene jsrp1, whose product is annotated as junctional sarcoplasmic reticulum protein 1. The record is from RefSeq and is a predicted model, not a curated record. The transcript has 8 exons. The coding region runs from base 549 to 1691 and encodes 380 amino acids. Lineage: Eukaryota; Metazoa; Chordata; Amphibia; Anura; Pipidae.
GCCCACUUUCUUCACCUAGCAACAGCACGUUCACGAACGGGGAAGUUUACGACGUCACGUGCUACCUCAUGGGACCGUGCGUCUCGGCCUAAUAAAUUUAAAACACCGUGAUUCGCCAUUAAGUCUUUGAUCAUUAACAUCAAUUUCACAUAGAGAAACGGUGAGCUCAGUUAGUUCUAAUGAAAAUGCAAACAUAAUUAGGCGUUUACGGUGUAAACGAAAGGUGGGUGGAGGAACUACGGAUACCUAGAAGAUUCUUUCUGGUAGAAGCCCUGAUGUCACUGUUGUUAUAGUAACCUGGUCACGUGUUGCAGAGAUCGGAGGAAAUGACUACUGUUAGGCGCAUUGUGAUAGCUAUACCAGGACAUGAACAUUACAUCCACAUGGGUCGUGUUUCCUCUUGAUUGGUCAUCAUUUCACUAUCCCACAGUCCUGCACCUGUCCCUGUGCAUUUAGCUUCUUUGACAGUCUCAAAGGGUGUGAACCUUGCACUGUGGAUCUGCAGCCUAAAGUAUUUAGCACCUGUUUCUUCAACAAAUUGUGUGCAGAUGAAGAGGGAAGAGGGCGAGGUCCCUGAGACAGGGGGGGCCUAUGUUGAAGACCUGCCAGUCUCUAAAGGAAAGCCAGUAACAAGAAGCAAGGAAGAAGCUGUUCCUUCAACGGCCACAGUGACCAAAUCCAAGGUUAAGUGUGAGUUGCAGAUCACAGAAGAUUUGGAUGAGUUUGCAGAUGUAGGCCAAAAGAAAAACAAUGAACCAGAAGAAAUUCCUCAGCCCCCUGUCCCUAAAGUAAUUAAGAGGACUGUCACAGAACCUAAACCAGCUCCCAAAAGCACACCAGUCAAGAAAAAGUUGGAACCCAAAAGUGUUGGUCCAAUGAAGGAAGAGGAGUCUGCUUUCUGGAAUGGAAUUACACUAAACAGGUGUCUAGUUAUAGCUGCCUUUGCUGCCCUAAUAAGUGUGGGAUUCCAGGUUCUGCAAGAAGUAGGCGACGAUGAUGAAUCGACUGACCUAGAAAAUGAACCUUGGACACCAUCUGAUCCAAACGACCAGCUGUCAGAUCCAUGGUUUUUUGAAGGAUGGUUUGGAUCAUCUGAAGAAGGAAAUAAAGAUGUUUCUAAAGCAGAUUUGCCAGAGGUAGAAUUGCCUGAGGAGGAAACGGAUGAGCCUGCUGAAGAUGAGAUGACUUCUUUAGAGGAAACUCCGGUGGAUGAGGAGGAAGAGGAGUUAGAAGUGGAUGCAGAGGUGGAGGAGAAUGUAGAUAAGGUGAAAGAGAAUGUAGAUAAGGUGAAAGAAAGUGAGCAAUGGGGUUUAAAGGACAAAAGCAAAUACAUGGAAGCAAAAGCAGUCAAAAUCCGUAGGGCGUCAGAAGAAGGUUCCCAUAAAAAAGAAUUGUUUCCCUUCAUGAAAAAACCAAAGGAGCCAAGCAAGUAUAAGGAGAAACCAUACAAAGGGGGAGGAUAUCCACGUGAACAUAAAUAUGAACAAUAUAAAAAGCAGGAUGAAGGCAAGCAAUACAAGAAAGACAAAGAGGAGCAGAAAAAAAAUUUCAGACAGGAUGAAAAGGAGAGGUACAAGGGCUGGAAAGGGGACAAGGAGAAGGGAUGGAAAGCUGACAAGGAGAAGGGAUGGAAGGGCGACAAGGAGAAGGGAUACAAACACUACCAGUAUGAUGGUAGAAGGCAUGGAUAAUAAACCCGAUGGUUUCACACCUAUUGCCACGGCAGAGUUUGCUGGUGUACCAUUUGAUGCUACUUUAGAGUUCUAAAGAAUACAAAACUGUACUUCCACACUGCCACAAAGUUGGUCUGCCGAAAAGUGUCUUUUUCUUCAUUUUAGGAACUAUCACCAUAUUUGUUUCCAAAUUUAAAAAUCAGAUACUUUAAAGUUUGUUUUAUUUUUUGUUAAGUACAUAGCACAUGGAAAUGUUUAUUUUUUCUCCCUUAAAUUAUUACUGUACAAAUAAACAAUGCCACAGAUUUUAAAAUUC